CUUUUUCCUUUGGUCUUAUUGAGUCAUUUCUUUCUUCUUCACUUCCCCCUGCAUAGGGCUUCGUUACCUCUUUCUCUCUCUCUCACACACGCACUCUCUCUCUCUCUCUCUAAACCCAUCAUCGGAUCUGAGUUCCCAAAACUAACCCCACAAUCUGCCCGUUUUCCCACACACUCACAAGACUCUCACAUCCUCAGUUUUCACUCUCACUCAUAUUUAUACACGCAGAGAUACUUUGUACACAUUACUGUGAGCUCAGUUUAUAGCUGGAUCUCAGUCUUGGAGUUGAUUUUGAGGCAUUUUCAUGGGAAUGCCGCCUCCAAACGUAGGAGGAGAAGAAUGAGCAAAACUAUUGAAGUAGAAGAAUACGAAGAGAACGACUACUUUCACGACUCUCUUGAUCGUUUACUCUCUUCUUCACACACUUCUUGUUCCUCCUCUUCUGAAGACGAAAACGAGGAUGGAUAUCCUAUUUCCAAUUUGGGAUCCCCCAAUUAUGCCAUUUUAGACCCACAUUCAGUCCCUAAAUUCCCAAUGGGCGUUUUAAACAACUAUGAUGUGUGGAUCUCAGAACCUUCCUCUAUUGAAGAACGCCGUUUUCGUCUUUUUCGUCAAAUGGGUCUUAGCCUCAGAUCGGUUUCAUCACUUCAUUUGAAGUGCCAGACUAUUAGUAGUAGCAAAUGUAGUGUUUCUGGGAUCGUUCGAUCAAAAUUAGAUGGCGAUUCCAAUUCCUCUAGUUUUCCUUCUUGUUCUUCAGUUCAUAAAAGUAGUGAAAUUCUUUGUGUUAAUGCCGAUGAUAGUAUAGUUGUACAUAAUAAUGGAAAUGUGGAUCAAUUACAUAAUGGCGAUGGAUCUGCAGCGGUGGCGAUUAGAGCUGAUUCGAGGGACAAUGAAAGCUGUAAUUUGUUGGAAAAUGGUGAGGUAGAGGAGGAGAAUGAUUUGGAAUCGAAUGGAGACGUUGAAAUUGAGGAGACGGCGUGUACUAUAAAGGAUCUGGAUAAUGGGAAGAAGUUUGUGGUCAAUGAAGUGAGAGAGGACGGGAUGUGGAACAAACUUAAGGAAGUCAGUACCGGUAAGCAAUUGACUAUGGAAGAAUUUGAUAUGUGUGUUGGAACUUCACCAAUUGUUCAGGAAUUAAUGAGACGACAAAAUGUGGAAGACGGUAAUAAUAAUAAUAAUAAUAAUAAUAAUAAUAAUAAUUUGGAUAUUGUGAAUGGGAUUGCUGGAGCUGGGCUUAAAACUAAGAAAAGGGGAAGCUGGCUAAAGAGCAUUAGAAAUGUGGCUAGCUCGGUAACAGGUCAUAAGGAGCGACGAAGUAGUGAUGAGAGGGACACGUCUUCUGAGAAAGGUGGCCAAAGGUCAAGCUCUGCGACGGAUGAUAGUCAGGAUGGUUCGCUUAAUGGACCUGAAAGAGUUAGGGUUCGACAAUAUGGGAAAUCCAGCAAAGAACUUACUGCUCUUUAUAAGAGCCAAGAGAUACAAGCACACAAUGGUUCUAUUUGGACUAUUCAAUUUAGUUUGGAUGGAAAAUAUCUUGCUAGUGCUGGUGAGGACCGCGUCAUACAAGUUAGGAAGGUUACAUCAUCAGAGAGGAAAGGUGAUCUAUUGUUGGAUAAACGAGAAGAUGGGAAUUUGAAUCUAUUGUUUUUGGCUACUGGAUCUCCAGAGCCAGCUACUAUGUCGCCAAAUUUUGAUGGUAAUUUUGAGAAGAAAAGAAGAGGAAGGUCAUCUAUAAGUCGAAAAUCAAUAGGCUUUGACCAUGUUUUGGUGCCAGAGACUGUUUUUGCGCUUUCAGAAAAGCCUAUCUGUUCAUUUGAGGGCCAUUUGGAUGAUGUGCUUGAUCUCUCGUGGUCCAAGUCGGAGCAAUUGCUCUCAUCAUCAAUGGACAAAACAGUGCGGCUUUGGGAACUUUCUAGCAAAUCUUGUUUGAAGAUCUUCUCACACAGUGACUAUGUAACCUGCAUCCAGUUUAACCCUGUUGAUGAUAGAUACUUCAUCAGUGGGUCCCUAGAUUCUAAGGUUCGUAUAUGGAGCAUUCCAGAGCGGCAAGUUGUUGAUUGGAACGAUCUGCAUGAGAUGGUCACUGCUGCUUGCUAUACACCAGAUGGUCAGGGGGCAUUUGUUGGGUCGUACAAGGGGAGCUGUCAUUUGUACAACACAUCAGAUAAUAAAUUGCAGCAAAAAGCUAAAAUCAUUCUGCAGAAUAAGAAGAAAAAGGCUCACCAAAGGAAAAUUACUGGUUUCCAGUUUGUGCCAGGAAGUACAACCCAAGUGCUUAUAACAUCUGCAGACUCAAGAAUCCGUGUUGUUGAUGGUUCUGAUCUUGUUCACAAGUUCAAAGGUUUUCGUAAUACUAGUAGGCAUAUCUCAGCCUCUAUGACCGCCGAUGCUAGAUAUGUGGUCUGUGCCAGUGAGGAUUCACAUGUCUAUAUCUGGAAACAUGAAGGCGAUUCUCGACCAAGCAGGAAUAAAGGUGUUACUAUUACACAGUUUUAUGAGCAUUUUCAUUCUCAAGAUGUUUCAGUGGCCAUUCCUUGGCCUGGCAUGUCCGAUACAUGGAGAUUUCAAACUACAUCUUCGGGGGAACAAAGUGAUCAUGUUGGUAUCGACGAGGUGUCCACUGCUAACCAUCCACCUUCACCUGUUGAAGAGAAUGGCAACGAGUGCUCGCCGUUGACUUCUGGCUGUAGUAACAGCCCUCUUCAUGGAACCAUAUCUAGUGCCACGAACAACUACUUUAUUGAUAGAAUCUCAGCAACAUGGCCGGAGGAAAAACUUCUUCUAGCUACUAAAUAUCGUAGUAGUCCUCGAGCCAGUACAGAUUCUAGUAUUGAUUUUUCCAGUGGUUUAAAUCAAACAAAGUCUUGCUGGGGUUUGGUGAUUGUAACUGCAAGCCACCGAGGGGAGAUCAGGAUUUUCCAAAAUUUUGGCUUACCAAUCCGGUUUUAGAGACAAAAUGCAAGUCUUCGCGAUGAUUGGAAUAAUACAUGACCCAUGCACAAAGCAAGAACGUCUCGGGUUUGUUGGUCGAGAUGCCACAAUACACAGCUACAGCCAAAUUGUCGAAAUUUGUACAGAUAUUGGUGAGAUAUGUAAUAUAAGCAAUUUUUCUUUUUUUUUUUGUAUCAAAGACUCAGAUAAGGACCCUGCCUGACUAGGCACUGUGAAGGGGGGAAGUAGGGCAAACAGAAAGAGGAAAGAUCUAUCAUGAUCUGAGGAUAGUAUAAUGAAAAGGAAAAAAAGAAGGUACAACUUUGUUAGAAAAAUAUACUACUAGUUUUUUCUGUAAUCAGCAAUUGUAGAGUUGAAAAUCUUGUAAUUUCAUUGUACAUUUAAUUGAAACACAAUUCUUUGAUAAUUCA
Nicotiana tabacum (common tobacco) is the source of this 3362-nucleotide messenger RNA. RefSeq lists its product as uncharacterized. Gene Ontology annotation, molecular function: protein binding. Lineage: Eukaryota; Viridiplantae; Streptophyta; Magnoliopsida; Solanales; Solanaceae. The record is from RefSeq and is a predicted model, not a curated record.